GUUUGCCACCAGAGGGCAGAAUCGUCAAGCCACCCUCCCCCGGCGCCUAUAAGAAGGCCCCUCUCCAUUUCUUCAAACUUUAGUUCCAGAGCCCUCCAAAAGAAAAAAUAUUAUCGAAUAUUAAAAGCCUUUUCCUCAUCGAUAGAAACAGUGGAAUUAUUAAAAACAGGCAAAAAGGAUUUUUUCCAUUUUGCUACCCCGUCGUCUUCCACCAGCUUCCUCUCCGGCCGCCGUAGCGUAGCCGAAUUGUCCUGCUCCGGGGCUCGCUAGCUUCUCCGGCCGGCGAGAGGCUGUUCCCGGCGAGCGUUCGUUCUCCUCCGCGCGGCUGAGGGGAUCCCCUUGGGCGCUCGGAAUUGGGGCGUGCAUGAUGGGAUUUUGGCUGAUUCCGAUGGAGACGCCGGCGAGGCUUCUGUGGAGCACCAGCUUCUUCCGCCACAAGAUCGCCGCCAUGCUCGCCUCCUCCUCCUGCUUCUUAUAGAUCCGAUCCCUCACCGUCGUCGUCGGCAGCUUGGCUUCUGUGCUGUACAUACGCCGGCGCACGUAUAGUUAAAUUUCCUCGAUCUCCUAAGAAGUAAAUAAUAAUCUUCAAGCUUGGGUACGUCUUGGAUCCAUGGAGUCCGGCCGGCUCAUCUUCAGCGCCACGGGCUCCGGCGCCGGGCAGAUGCUCUUCCUGGACUGCGGCGCGGGCGGCGUCCCCGGCGGCGGCGGCUUGUUCCAUCGAGGUGGGAGACCGGUGCUCGGCCUGGAAGAAGGGCGCGGCGUAAAGCGGCCCUUCUUCACCUCCCCCGACGAGCUCCUCGAGGAGGAGUACUACGACGAGCAGCUGCCGGAGAAGAAGCGCCGCCUCACCCCGGAGCAGGUGCAUCUGCUGGAGAGGAGCUUCGAGGAGGAGAACAAGCUGGAGCCGGAGCGCAAGACGGAGCUGGCCCGCAAGCUGGGGCUGCAGCCUCGCCAGGUGGCCGUCUGGUUCCAGAACCGCCGCGCCCGCUGGAAGACCAAGCAGCUCGAGCGCGACUUCGACCGCCUCAAGGCCUCCUUCGACGCCCUCCGCGCCGACCACGACCUCCUCCUUCAGGACAACCACCGCCUCCGCUCACAGGUGGCAUCGUUGACCGAGAAGCUGCAAGAGAAGGAGGGGACGGAGGGCGGCGCUAGCGCCGACGCCGACGCCGCGGCGCUGCCGGUGGAUGUCAAGCUGGCUUCCUUGGCCGACGAAGACGUUGACGAGCCGCCCGCGGAGGCGUUCGAAGCGCAUCAGCAGGUCAAGUCCGAGGACAGGCUGAGCACGGGCAGCGGCGGGAGCGCGGUGGUGGACACGGACGCACACCUGUGCGGCCAGCUCGCCGCCGCGGUCGACAGCAGCGUGGAGUCCUACUUCCCCGGCGGCGAGGACUACCACGACUGCGGGAUGGGCGGCCCCGUCAACCACUGCCCGGGAGGGAUCCAGUCGGAUGACGACGGCGCGGGCAGCGACGAGGGAUGCAGCUACUAUCCCGAAGAUGAAGCCGCCGCCGCCGUGUUCUUCGCCGGACACGCCCACCCCCACGCCGAAGACGACGAGGACGCCGGCCAGAUCGGCUGGUGGAUGUGGAACUAGACAUUCUUCCCAAAGCCGAUCGACCGUCAAAAAUCUUAUGUUGUCGAAAUCUCUCGUGCCUCGGUUUUCUUUCGCAAUCGUUGCUGUAAUAUGGUGAAUUAUGGAUAAGGUGUAUGCAUGCAUGGUAGGGUAAAAUUGGGCAGUUAAUAUUGUUAAUCCCGAUCAGACUUGGCGUUCGAGAAGAUUAAGAGAGUUGGGGCGAGAAAUAAGUGCAUGGAGACAAGUACUCUUUUUAUGGCACAGUAUACAUUACUAGUAUGUCAAAUGAUGAGAUUCAGUCAUGUCAUUUCUGUUUUUUUUUUCCUUUUGUCAAUACCAAUUGGAGUUCUUAAUUGUACUAUAUACAUUUUGCAUGGU
This is a messenger RNA of Panicum virgatum (switchgrass), 1954 nucleotides long. RefSeq names its product homeobox-leucine zipper protein HOX16-like. The coding region runs from base 611 to 1597 and encodes 328 amino acids. The record is from RefSeq and is a predicted model, not a curated record. The transcript is spliced from 4 exons. Gene Ontology annotation, biological process: positive regulation of DNA-templated transcription. Gene Ontology annotation, molecular function: sequence-specific DNA binding; DNA-binding transcription factor activity, RNA polymerase II-specific. Lineage: Eukaryota; Viridiplantae; Streptophyta; Magnoliopsida; Poales; Poaceae. Gene Ontology annotation, cellular component: nucleus.